Stomoxys calcitrans (stable fly) is the source of this 1108-nucleotide messenger RNA. RefSeq lists its product as uncharacterized. The record is from RefSeq and is a predicted model, not a curated record. Lineage: Eukaryota; Metazoa; Arthropoda; Insecta; Diptera; Muscidae. The transcript has 3 exons. The coding region runs from base 70 to 1077 and encodes 335 amino acids.
UUGAACAUAGAGCAGAGAAACCGAGUACCAAAAAAAAUCAAGAUCUUUAGACAGAAAUUCAAGUGAAAAAUGUCUACAUUAACCCUAGUCCUAGGACUGUUGAUGUCUGGAGUUCUACAAACAGUGUACAGCCAAACAAGCCUUCAAUGCAAUGCCAAUUCUAAGCUCAAGCGUAUUGUCAUCAAAAAUCCUGCCAAUAUCAAUCAGGACAACUGUGUUUAUCGCAUACUACCCCACAGUUCCAAUGUAUGUCAAUUAUUAAUAGAAUUCCAACAAUUUGAACUGGAACCUCCCACAUAUAGGGCCGAUGUUCAUACCCUGGAAUGUGAAGACCACUUGGCAGUGGGAGAUUUCCAUUUGUGUGGCCACAAUACCGGCCAACAUCUCUACCUGCCCUUCAAUGUGGCCAAGGGCACCAAAGAGAUCGCCUUAGCUUUUAGCUUAGCCAAUCGUUGGCCCCAGUCCAAAUGGAACCUGGUGGUAACACAGCUUGAAUGUUCAAAGGCCAACAAAAGAAUGUCUUUUCCAUCACUCUUCAAUAUGGGAGACAAUGUGGGUCUGCAAAAUAUGCGCACUCUAUUUAGCGCUCCCACUUUUGCUAAAACCAUAUGUCCAAAGGUGAAUGAGGACAUACUAGCUCCAGCCGGCUGCAAUCAGUACUACACCCAGCCCACGGGAACCAUUAAGAGCUUCAACUAUCAAGAAAAUGCAGCAUCAUACUAUUUGCCCAAUAUGAAUUAUGUGGUGUGCAUUAAAGCAGGGCCCGAUGCCACUAUGAUAGAAUAUCAAGCUUCUAAAUUCUCCAUGUCCCUUGAAUUGCCCAGCCUACCGGGUUAUGACGGUGAUUGCCACAGUUACAUUCAGACAGAUGGGAGGCGUGAAGACUACCUUAUGAUACCCCAAUCGCAUGUGGCAAACAGUGUGAACAUUGUGCCCACCUAUUAUUGUGGUACUUCUUUGCAAACCCGCCCCUCGCUAAUAGCCUCUGCACCUUUCAUUAUGUAUUUCUCCAGUGAUAGUUUCACCGAUGAAACUGAAACAGGAUUUAGCAUUAACUAUCGCAUUCGAACGGCAUAAGAAAUACAAAUAAAAACUUUUCAUGGCAAAU